UCGCGGAACUCGGAAUGCUCUCUCUCUCGAAUAAGUACCAACAAGUAACAAUAAUAUUAUUUUUCGCUCAUUUGUGGAAUAUCUUAAUUAAAACACGUAUAUUCGCCGUUAAAAAAAAAAUAAAAAAUCUGUAAAAAUCUGUCGUCGAGUAAACACACUUGUGGAAUAUUUCCAGACGCACUAAUAAAAUCUUCCAGAUGGUCGCUCGACUAAUACUAAUGGCAGCGAACAGCUGUUACGAGGCGCUUGGGGGGGAGGGGGAGAAAUGUCAAAAAGUCUUUCUUGCAAAAAUAUAUUCGACGUCCCGGAAGAACAGAGAUACCUCGCUCAGGCACUCGCGGAGCCCGAAUGUACGCGUGAACUCGCGAGUAUCUCGAGAGAUCGUCCUUGUUUAGGACCGCCCACUACGAGAGCGUGCUACGCAGUUUUCUCUGGCGCGGACGGAGUCCAUUUAUAGCACGUGUCGCAGAAAAAAAGUGUUUCGACGGAAAAUAUGGCUGUGACAAUGCUACUCAGUAGAAGUGCGUGUGUACUCCGGCAGUAUCCACAACACAGACUUUUGUUAACCAAUGCAUUCUAUACUCUAGAAUGUAACAACAGUUACACAACUUAUAGAGAAGAGAGGUACAAGUAUGAGUACCAGCAGACUCGUAAUUAUAAAAACUUUGGUCAUACCAGAAAAAAAUCUAGACUUCUCUUUGCUAUGCCAGUUAUAGUUCCCGGUGUUAUAAUGCUGAUGUGCAUAACUGUUGACUGGCAAAAGCUAUUUGGUAUGAUACCACCUAAAGUGGAUGCAGCCAGCAUUCAGUUGGUAGAAGAGACUCAGGCUAAUGAAACAGAUAGAAGUGUGGAACAGACAGAGCAGGAACAAAAGAAGAAGAAGAGUAAGAAACAGAAGAUUGGAUUUCGCGAUAGAAAGAUAAUAGAAUACGAAAAUCGUAUAAGGCAUUACUCUACACCGGACAAAGUGUUCCGUUACUUCGCGACCCUCCAGGUCACGAGCAACGACGUGCACGAGGUGUUUAUGACGCCGGAUGACUUUUUAAGAUCAAUGACGCCCGGCGUGAAACAGCCCGAUGGCCUUGGACUGGACCAGUACAAGCGUUAUGAUCCAAAGAAUAUUCACACGAAAUUAGAAUUGGAAUUGGACGAAGACAGCAUCUUCUACAAGCUGGGCAGUGCAGGCCUCAUUACUUUCUCUGAUUACAUCUUUUUGUUGACUGUAUUGUCAACUUCCAGACGUCAUUUUGAAAUUGCCUUUAGAAUGUUUGACUUUAAUGGAGAUGGUGAUGUCGAUUCAGAAGAGUUUGGAAAAGUGGCUACACUAAUACGGCAACAAACUAGCAUAGGCACUCGACACCGUGAUCACUCGAACACAGGAAACACAUUUAAGGGAGUGAAUUCUGCGCUAACUACAUACUUCUUUGGGCCACAAAUGAAUCAGAAGCUAACGAUCGAGAAAUUCCUGGACUUUCAGCAACAAUUGCAGCGGGAGAUUCUGGGUCUCGAAUUUGAACGACGAAAUCCAGAUGAGAAUGGCAAUAUCACUGAGGUAGAUUUUACGGAAUUAUUAUUAGCUUAUGCCGGAUACUCGACAAAAAAGAAGGCGAAAAUGUUGAAAAGAGUAAAGAAGACUUUCAAGGAAGAUCCAAAAGGAAUCAGCAAAGAGGAAUAUCUCAAAUUUUUCCACUUUUUAAAUAAUAUUAAUGAUGUAGAUACAGCCCUAACAUUCUAUCAUAUAGCUGGUGCAUCUAUUGAUCAAGCAACAUUGAAACAUGUAGCAAAAACUGUAGCGCACGUCGAUUUGAGUGAUCAUAUUAUUCAAGUGGUGUAUACGAUUUUCGACGAAAAUAUGGAUGGACAACUUAGUAAUCGGGAAUUCGUUUCUGUGAUGAAAAACCGUGUUCUUCGCGGUUUGGAGAAACCGAAAGAUACUGGAUUUGUCAAGUUAAUUCAGUCUUUGAUAAAGUGUGCAAAGAAUAGCAAUCUCUUGUCAUACGAUAAAUAAUUAAAGCCACAGAAUCUAAAUACUAUUUAAUUUAUAUGUAAUAUAUAUAAAAAUAUAUAAAAAUUAUUAUUCUCAAAUAUAGAAUUAUAACAUUUACAAUAUAGAAUCGUUAUACUUGUAUUAUUAGGAGAGUUAGAUUUAUAUAUUAUAGUAAAUUUUACAUCAA
Nylanderia fulva is the source of this 2174-nucleotide messenger RNA. It is a transcript of the gene MICU1, whose product is annotated as Mitochondrial calcium uptake 1. NCBI's taxonomy places the organism in Eukaryota, Metazoa, Arthropoda, Insecta, Hymenoptera, Formicidae. Gene Ontology annotation, biological process: calcium import into the mitochondrion; mitochondrial calcium ion homeostasis. Gene Ontology annotation, molecular function: calcium ion binding. The record is from RefSeq and is a predicted model, not a curated record. Gene Ontology annotation, cellular component: uniplex complex.